Messenger RNA from Balaenoptera ricei (Rice's whale), 1061 nucleotides. RefSeq names its product synaptosome associated protein 25 (gene SNAP25). Lineage: Eukaryota; Metazoa; Chordata; Mammalia; Artiodactyla; Balaenopteridae. The coding region runs from base 169 to 789 and encodes 206 amino acids. Gene Ontology annotation, molecular function: syntaxin-1 binding; voltage-gated potassium channel activity; SNAP receptor activity. The transcript is spliced from 8 exons. Gene Ontology annotation, cellular component: synaptobrevin 2-SNAP-25-syntaxin-1a-complexin I complex; plasma membrane. The record is from RefSeq and is a predicted model, not a curated record. Gene Ontology annotation, biological process: synaptic vesicle priming; synaptic vesicle fusion to presynaptic active zone membrane; exocytosis.
UCGAGGAGGUCAGGCGCUGUCUUUCCUUCCCUCCCUGUUCGGCGGCUCCUCCACACUUGGAACCUGCAGGGACCGGGCGAACACCACCCUCUGGAGAAGGCAAGGUUCCGUGGCCAAACCCAUCACUGACGCCCCAGCCCAGGCACCCUGCCAACCCCCACUCCGACCAUGGCUGAAGACGCGGACAUGCGCAAUGAGCUGGAGGAGAUGCAGCGAAGGGCUGACCAGCUGGCUGAUGAGUCACUGGAAAGCACCCGUCGUAUGCUACAACUGGUUGAAGAGAGUAAAGAUGCUGGUAUCAGGACUUUGGUUAUGUUGGAUGAACAAGGAGAACAACUCGAUCGUGUCGAAGAAGGCAUGAACCAUAUCAACCAAGACAUGAAGGAGGCUGAGAAAAAUUUAAAAGAUUUAGGGAAAUGCUGUGGCCUUUUCAUAUGUCCUUGUAACAAGCUUAAAUCAAGUGAUGCUUACAAAAAAGCCUGGGGCAAUAAUCAGGAUGGAGUUGUGGCCAGCCAGCCUGCUCGUGUGGUGGAUGAACGGGAGCAGAUGGCCAUCAGUGGUGGCUUCAUCCGCAGGGUAACAAAUGAUGCCCGAGAAAAUGAAAUGGAUGAAAACCUGGAGCAGGUGAGCGGCAUCAUUGGAAACCUCCGUCACAUGGCCCUGGAUAUGGGCAAUGAGAUCGAUACACAGAACCGCCAGAUCGACAGGAUCAUGGAGAAGGCUGAUUCCAACAAAACCAGAAUUGAUGAGGCCAACCAACGUGCAACAAAGAUGCUGGGGAGUGGUUAAAUGUGCCCACCUGUGUCCUCUUCCAAAUGCUGUCGGGCAAGAUGGCACCUUCAUGCUUUUCUCAUGGUAUUACCUAGUAGGUCUGCACACAUGCACACAUCAAUCUGCCCCCAUUGUGAAUGUUGUCUUGUGUCAUCCAUCAGCCCAACAAUACUAUGUGUCUUUUGUUCUUUCUGGGUCUCUUUUUUCCCAAAGGCUGUAUAUAGUGGUCAUUUGGUGGCUCUAACUCCCUACGUAAGAUGUCCUGGGUUUCAUUUUUUCCUUUUCUCUCC